AUGCAGACACUCAUCACCUCCUCCACCUCCGCCCCCUCCUCCGCCCCCUCCCCCGCCCCCUCCUCCGCCGACACGCAGGCAACAACAUUCAAUGUUCCAGGCCUUGGACACGGCCUUGGACACGGCCUUGGACACGGCCUUGGACACGGACUCGGACACGGCCUUGGACACGGCCUUGGACACGGCCUUGGACACAGCCUUGGA
This is a messenger RNA of Thrips palmi, 204 nucleotides long. RefSeq names its product keratin, type II cytoskeletal 60 kDa, component III-like. The transcript has 3 exons. NCBI's taxonomy places the organism in Eukaryota, Metazoa, Arthropoda, Insecta, Thysanoptera, Thripidae. The record is from RefSeq and is a predicted model, not a curated record. The annotation marks the transcript as partial.